Vicia villosa (hairy vetch) is the source of this 1184-nucleotide messenger RNA. RefSeq lists its product as uncharacterized. The coding region runs from base 16 to 1089 and encodes 357 amino acids. The transcript has 4 exons. The record is from RefSeq and is a predicted model, not a curated record. Lineage: Eukaryota; Viridiplantae; Streptophyta; Magnoliopsida; Fabales; Fabaceae.
UAUGUGAUUCAGCAAAUGUAUAAAGAAGCUUGGACGACUUUUGGAGAUGUUACAAAUAAAGAUGCUUGGUUUAAUUGCUUUAAGGAAAAGUGUACGUGGGAUCCAAUGAGCGAGAAACUUGUUAAAAAAAAUUAUUUCAGCAGAACAUCAAAAAGACUUUCUGACACGUUGCGAAAUGUUAGAAAGCGUUGGGAACGUGAUGGUAGUCGUCCUGGGUGGUUGGGCCAAGAAGUUCUUGAAAAACUUAUUGCAUAUUGGAAUUCAAAGGAAUUUAAAGCUAAGUCUGAAAAUGCUAAAAAAAUGAGGGCAUCUGAAAAAGGAGGUCACCUUAAUGCAGUUGGAAGUAUAAGCACUUACGAACAUUCUCGACGCAUGGCUAAAAGGUUGGGGAGACAACCACUCAUGAUCGAGUUGGUUAAAGAAACUAGGACAAAAAAAUCGGGUGAUUUAGUUGACGAGCGUACUCGAAAAGCUUUGGAGGAUUAUCAAACAAAGCUUGUGGAUUUUUUGGUCGCUAAUCCCAAAUAUACUCCUAGAGAAGGAGAGCCGCUUCAUCCAGAUGUUGAUUUUUAUAUUUGGAGUGAAGUCAUUGACGGAAAAGGGCCUAUUGGAUGUUUUUUUGGUGCGGGAAAUUUGGCGGGAAGCUUGAGAAGUGGAGAUCGAAAUUUAUUUCAAAGAGUUAGAGAUGGGGAAGGAUCGUCACGUCCAACACAAUUGGCACCGCAAGUAAUGGAAACAAUAAGACAGUUGGCUCUAACUGAGGCGAGACGCGAGUUAGCGCAACGUGAGGCGGAGCUAAAGGCCCAAAUGGAUGAACGUGAGGCGGCGCUAAAAGCACAAGUGGAGGGGCAACAACGGCAAAUAGAGGCAAUGGCAAAGAUGCAAGCAGAGAUACAACAACAACAAAUAGAGGCAAUGGCGAAGAUGCAAGCAGAGAUGCAACAACAAAUGCGGUUAUUUAUGCAGUCUCAACAAAGUGGUGGUCAACCGUCUAGAGGAAACGUGGGAGCGGCUGACACUGAGCAAGAGAAUGAUCAUGAUUUCAACCUUGAUAACUAUCCCGAUCCCGAUGAUGAUUUUUUAGGAUGAAUUUUAUUUUUAUUUUAAUUUUAAAUUGUAUGAGAUAACAAAAUUUUAUUUAUUAUAUGUUAGUAUUUUGGAUAUUAUAUUAUAAAUAUAAUAUA